This is a messenger RNA of Dictyostelium purpureum, 1515 nucleotides long. RefSeq lists its product as uncharacterized. Gene Ontology annotation, biological process: protein homooligomerization. The coding region runs from base 1 to 1515 and encodes 504 amino acids. Gene Ontology annotation, molecular function: protein binding. The transcript has 3 exons. NCBI's taxonomy places the organism in Eukaryota, Evosea, Eumycetozoa, Dictyosteliales, Dictyosteliaceae. The record is from RefSeq and is a predicted model, not a curated record.
AUGUCCAGAGAUAACAACCAAAAUAAUAAACAAAGUGAUUUGGAUGUUUCAAAUAAAGAAUUAUUAAUAAAUAACUUAAAUAGAUUGUCACAGCAAGUUACAAUAUCGGAUAUAAAUGAUAUAUUAAACCAAAAAAAUAUAUCAGAUCCACAGGAUUAUGAUUUAGACGCUAACAACAAUAGCAAUAUCAAUAGUAACAAUGACAGUAACAAUAAUGAUAAUAGCAAAAUAAAUUAUGAUUAUAAUAACAAUAGUAAUAAUUAUAAUAAUAAUAAUAAAAGUGAUAACGAAGAAGAAAAAGAAGCUUUAGAAUCAAAUAAUAGUAGUUUAGAUGAUAAUAUUUCAGAAGAAUAUACAGUUUCAACACCAAUUUCACCAUUUUUACCUCCAAUUGUCACAGAAAAUAUUUUAAAUUUAAAUUUAGAUGGCAAAUAUAAUCAUCAUCAUAAUAAUAAUAAUACUAUCAAUCUUAAUAGUAACAAUAUUAUAAAUAACAUUAGUAUUGAUAAUGGCAAUAAUAUUAAUAAUAUUAAUAAUAGCAAUAAUAGCAAUAAUAUUAAUAAUAGUACUAUCAAUAAUAAUAGAUUUUUUAAUAUUAAUAAUCGUCUUGUUGAUAAAACAACAAUUAUUAAUUUUAAUGUUGGUGGUACUUUAUUCUCAAGUUCAAUUAGAACAAUUAAACUCUACCCAGAUUCAUUACUUUGGAAAAUUGUUGAAUUACAAAUUGAUUUAGUAUUGAAUGAUGAAGUAAUUUUUAUAGAUAGAAGUCCACUUUACUUCCCAAUAAUUUUAGAUUUUAUUAGAACAGGUUCAUAUAUUCCAGAUUCGUCAACUAAUUCAAAAGGUUUAUUAUUGGAGGCAGGUUUUUAUCGUUUAGAAAAACUAUCUGAGUUGGUCCAAGAAGAGUCAGAAUUAACAAGAGCUGACAUUAUCAGAAUUAUAAAUUCCUCAUAUGACUACCCCCGUCUUAGAGGUUUAUGGUUAAUGAAAGUAAAUUUCUCUGGAUUAGAUCUUUCAUCAACAACAUUUGAAUAUUCAAAUUUAUCAUUUUCGAUCUUUAAUAGCACAUCUCUUAGACAAGUAAAUAUGAGAGGAACAAAGCUAAAUAAAUCAUAUUUUAAAAACUGUGAUAUAAAAGGAUCAGAUUUAUCAAAGUCAAUCAUUACCAAUGCCACAUUUAUAAGCAAUUUUGCCCUUCAGCUUUCUGCAAAUGGUGUUAACUUUUCUGGAUCCAAUUUAUCAAAAACUAGAUUCAGUGGUUCAGAUUUAAGUCAAUCUAACUUCAAUGGCGCCGAUCUAACAGAUUGUAAUUUAUCAGAUUGCAAUUUAUCAAAUUGUGAUUUCCGUGGGUGUAUAUUUUCAGAAAAUACUCUUUUUAAUAAUUCAAAUAUUAAAUCCUCAUUGUUUGAUGACAAUGUUUCACCAUCAUUAUUCCAUAAUAUAAAUAAUCAUAAUAAUGGAGGUACCCAAAAGAACAAAACUUGGAAUAAAUUAAAAAAUAAAAUUAAAAAAUAA